AUGAUAACUGGCGAAAGUAUUCGCAAACGCGAGUUCAAAGCGAAAAGGGAUCCAAAAAGGAUCCCUUCACGACAAAGAAGAUCACAAUCGCUAAGAGCGAAUCUCGAGAAAAUUAUUGCAAAAAAAAGCAAUAAAAACCUAUCACCUUCAAAUUCUUUUUUGUCUUUUUAUUUGCAGGAACAAGCUCAAGUGAAAAUUGACAACGAGAAUUCUGGCGCUUCGAUUCUCAAGUGUUAUCAGUGUUGCGAGGAAAUCCCAAUCACGAAUGAUAUGAUUGCAAGUCUUCUAGGUCUCCAACUGCCAGACGACUCAUCCUUGAUGCAAGACAGUGACUCAACCUCAAGUACCUCACAAGCGCAAACAGUCACGACACAGUCUCCAACAACAACUAAGACCAGUUCGACUCCGAGCUCAGUUUCAAGUCCGGCAUCAACUAGCACUCCCAGUACGGAUUCAUCCACGGCUUCUGUAAUUACAGCUGAUGAUGAUGCUUUUGACGAUCACGGUACUUCCAUAGACAAUGCCCCAGUAGACGUAUCAACCAAUGUCGCCGACAAUAAAGACCCAGAACUCAAAUCAAUCAAACCCAGUCCACCACCAACCAAAUCCCUAGAAAAAAUCUGCAACGAAGACUGCCUCAGCGAUUGCGCAGAGUACCACAGAGCUGGCUUCACAAAAUCCGGAGUUUAUCGAAUCAAACUGGCAGUUUACAAAGUAAUCGAAGUCUUCUGUGACAUGGAUACUGAUGGUGGAGGGUGGACAACAAUUCAGCGAAGAGUCAAUGGCUCCGUCGAUUUUAACCGACCUUGGGCUGAUUACAAAAAUGGAUUCGGUGAUAUCGAAGGAGAUCACUGGCUUGGCCUGGAGAACAUGUACAGACUGACUCGCCAGGAAAAAUCGACGCUGAGAAUAGACCUCACGGAUUUCUUAGAAACGGUUCCAAUCAUGACCUUCUUUUUUCCAUUUUUGAAAUGA
Oikopleura dioica is the source of this 975-nucleotide messenger RNA. NCBI's taxonomy places the organism in Eukaryota, Metazoa, Chordata, Appendicularia, Copelata, Oikopleuridae. The record is from the annotation of a GenBank genome assembly.